This is a messenger RNA of Penicillium chermesinum, 381 nucleotides long. RefSeq names its product succinate dehydrogenase assembly factor 3. The coding region runs from base 1 to 381 and encodes 126 amino acids. The transcript has 3 exons. Gene Ontology annotation, biological process: mitochondrial respiratory chain complex II assembly; succinate metabolic process. The record is from RefSeq and is a predicted model, not a curated record. Lineage: Eukaryota; Fungi; Ascomycota; Eurotiomycetes; Eurotiales; Aspergillaceae. Gene Ontology annotation, cellular component: mitochondrial intermembrane space; mitochondrion.
AUGCGCAUUGCUCACCGCUUACUAAUGGCCACUCCGGCCUCAAUCGGAUCUAAGUCCAGUCUCAGCGAAGCCCUGGCCCUCCUUCCCCCGCUCCAGCUCUACCGCCGCAUCUUGCGCGUCCAUCGCAAGCUCGACCCGGAGAUGCGCGUGCUGGGCGAUUCAUACGUGAAGAAGGAAUUCCGGGCCCACAAGACAGCGGAGAACCCAUUGCAUAUUAUCGGAUUCCUGACCGAGUGGCAGCUCUAUGCGCAGAAACUGGAAGGGGAUAGCUGGAAAGGCGAAAAGCUGGACAAAGCCAAGCUGGAUAAGCUAAGUGAUCAACAAUUAGGACAGCUUAUGGAGCUGAUGCAGGCGAUUCGGAACGAGGGAGAGGAAAAAUAA